Molecule: messenger RNA, 2462 nt
Organism: Sinocyclocheilus grahami
Lineage: Eukaryota; Metazoa; Chordata; Actinopteri; Cypriniformes; Cyprinidae
Exons: 7
Coding region: 164-2062 (632 amino acids)
Source: RefSeq, a predicted model, not a curated record
CUGCCAUUUGAUUGCGUUAAUGUGGAUCACUGGAAACGAGCAUGAAACCUAUACCUCUGAAGUGCAAAGAUUUAUUGCCAUGCUCUAUGCACAUUUAAGUCCACUUUGUCACUUUCACAUCUAAGUAUUGCGGUGUUUUGUAUCCUGUGCUGUCUUCGUCUAAAUGGAAGGCAUAAAUAACACUUCACAAUCAAUGGGAGUUGGGCAACCUCACCAUCCAGUAAACCACACCAGACCCUUUUUCUAUGUUCAGCCACCAUCUCAGCCUUAUCUAAUGUAUCAAUGGCCCAUGAAUCCAUAUGGCCACUAUGGCUUUCCAGGGCCAGCUUUGCAAUUUGGCCGUCCAUAUGUGGCCCCUUAUCAGUUUAUGCAGUAUCCUGGGUAUGUGAUCCCACAUGCGCCCAUGCAGCCUAUCGAUUACAGAAGAAUCAACCCCCACUUCCCCUCCGUUGCAUCCUACGAUUUGCGUGUCCGCCACCACUAUCAACAUGCAGGGAUGCAUCGGGAGACCGUCUGUUCUGAGGUCCAAACAGAUCCUAGUGAUUCAGUCAACAAACUGUUAGACAAAAUUAAGAGUCUGAAGGCCAGUGAACAAGGUGGUGACAAGGGGCUUAACACUGUGGUCUCCUCUACCCCUGAUGUAGUACAGGGAGAGAAACUGACCUGUUUAAAUGAAGACUCUAAGUUAGAGCUCGCCUCUCAGGAAGGUAAGGAGGAACAGGUCAAUCAGGUCACAAGGACCACAACCUACAGCGACUCUGCGUAUGAUGCUGAAUCUAGCCAGGGUAGACUGGAUGAAUGUGUGCUAUCAGAUGUGCUACCCCUUGACAGUUCCUCUGUCCAUGAGGAUGCUGAUGAUGAUGAGCAACAAAGUGUUCCUGAUGAAACCUGCUGCCAAAGUGGAAUGUCAACAACCAGUGCAACUGGCAAUGUGUUCUGUAGUGGUGUCAAAGGCACUGCUGAUCCAACAGAGAACCUCGAUUUGGAGAAACCAGGUGAUGAGCUGGUACAGAAUAUUGCAUCUACUGAUGCUGCUGCGGUUAUGGAGCCUCUUAUAAAGCUCUCUGAAGACUUUGACCUGCCGUAUCAAAUCCUUCGCUUGCCCUGCAAUAAGACAACAACUGGCCUCAGUCUUGAACGAGAGAUUGAUCCACUUGUUUACUUUGAUUCUCCAUCUACGCUGCUGCCUCCACAAAACUAUCUGUCCUCAAUCGGCAGUGCAUAUUCCUACAGCUACUACCCUCAGGUGACCCAAGAGCGCCAGAGUGUCCUGAGUCCGUCCAUAGAUGAGCUCUCUUCCAGAGAUGAAAUGUUCUCCACUGAUGUGGAGGAUCUCGAUCUCAAUCCGGGGCAUGUGUAUGUUGGUGGCGGCAAGCUGGCUGAAACCAGUGACGUUCCUGUUCGCUCCAGAAAAGAGCUCCUGAGUGUGGAGAAAACUUGCCCUGUCUGCCAGAAAAUGUGCGUGUGCUGCGGCUCAAGCUUGCAGGAUGAAGUAGGAAUGUACAAAGUGGCCGAACACGGCCAUCUUGAGCGAGAUGAGGCGUCUGAUCAAGACUGCGAGUAUGACCUCAACGCAGAGGUGCGAAGUAACUGCGAGUCACCGAGAAUGCCCAAGAGGAAGUGUUGCAGUAGGCAUGUGCUGCCCUCUUGUGGGCAUCAGUGUGCCAAACACCGGCACAGGAAGCUGCUGUGUGAAGGCCAAGAGAGCUGUGAUCUCCGUGAGCAGGCUCGUGUGCAUCCCAAAGGAGAGUGCUGUGAGGAGUGUGGCUCUCUGGCUAAAGCAGAUAAGAGAAUUCAAAAGGGUACCUUGUGCAGGCCUUGUAUUGAGCGACAAUGGAAAGAGGGUGUUGUCUCUGACCAAGAGAAUUGGGUGAGCUAUGGUGCCAAACCAGGAUCUUUGAGGCAAGUUAGUGGACCUCAAGAUCAAGGGAGGACUCCUUUGAGAAGGCCGACUUGUAAGACAGUCCACCAGCAAAGGCCAAGAAGUGAUUAUGAUGAGACCCAAUUUGCCUACUGCCAGAGAGGCAGAGGUGCUAUGAAGAAAAGGGGCACGAGAUACUAAACCACGAUGCACUGCUGUAAUACUUAAACGUAUUACCUGAAACUUGUGUAAAAUGCACUUCACUAUGAAUGUACACAUGGACACUGUUCUUGACUGUAUGUAACUAAAGUAUGACAGUGAUGUACACCUUGCUGCAUUUCCAGUGCUCCACUUAACUUUUUUCUAUUUUGGGUGUUAUGCAUUCAUCUUAAAAUUAUACUGAGACCGCUCUCACUGGACCAGGCCUUGACCUAUGUUUAGAAGGCCUUUUUUUUUCUCAUGUGGCUUGAUCUGGGAGGUGUGGAUCUUGUCUGGUGUGUAAGGGCUCGGAGUCUUUACGUGGUCAAGGACUGGCCCACUGUGACCAGUUUCAAAUGCUGGGCACUAGAGAUGCAGCUGGUUUGAGGGUUGCUGCAGGGGG